Messenger RNA from Gopherus evgoodei (Goodes thornscrub tortoise), 942 nucleotides. Its product is annotated as olfactory receptor 11H4-like. The transcript is spliced from 2 exons. Gene Ontology annotation, molecular function: olfactory receptor activity; G protein-coupled receptor activity. The coding region runs from base 1 to 942 and encodes 313 amino acids. The record is from RefSeq and is a predicted model, not a curated record. Gene Ontology annotation, biological process: G protein-coupled receptor signaling pathway. Gene Ontology annotation, cellular component: membrane. Lineage: Eukaryota; Metazoa; Chordata; Testudines; Testudinidae.
AUGGGCUUCCCGAUAAAUCUAGCCAACAACACCGUCACAGUGACCAAGUUCAUCCUGCUGGGUUUCCACUCCCUGGGCCAGCUGAGCCGAAAUCUCCUGUGUGCCCUUCUCUCCUGCACCUAUGUCGGGACGCUGGCAGACAACCUGUGCAUCGUAUGGGCCGUGCUGAGGGACCCCCGCCUCCAACACCUACCCAUAUACAUCCUGCUGGGGAACUUCUCCUGGAUGGAGACCUGCUAUGUCACGAACACGGUGCCAUGGAUGCUCUCUGACCUAGUAAACCCUGGUGUCCCCAUCUCCUUCCAGGCCUGCUUUUUUCAGUUCCACAUCUUCUUUUCCAUGGGGACCACCGAGUGCCUCUUCCUCUCAGUCAUGGUCUUGGAUAGGUACCUGGCCAUCUGCCACCCCCUGCGCUACCCCGUCCUCAUGUCCACACACAGGUGCUGGGUGAUGGCUGCCUUCUGCUGGCUCAUCAGCUUCCUGUGGUUCAUAGUGCCUGUCACCCUCAUCUCCCAACUCUCCUUCUGCGGCUCCACCCUGGAUUGUUUUGUCUGUGACCUAGCCCCACUGCUGGCUGUCUCCUGCACCCCAGCUCCCCAGGCUGAACAUUCCUGCUAUGCCCUGACCGCCUUUGUCAUCCUUGGUGCUGCCAUCUUCACCCUGACCUCCUCUGGGCUUAUCAUCAGGGCUCUGCUGCAGCUGUCCACAGGAGCCAGGCGGCACAAGGCCUUCUCCACCUGCUCCUCACAUCUUACCAUUGUGGGCCUAUUCUGGGGCUCCGGCCUUGUCAACUACAUCAGCCCGGCAGCCUCAGGGCGCAGUUGGAAAAUGGCAGCCCUCUUCUACGCAGUGGGGACCCCCCUGCUCAACCCGCUGAUCUACAGCCUGAGGAACAAGGAGAUGAAGGAGGCUCUGAGGAGUAUGCUGCUGGGGAAGCGGUAG